Molecule: messenger RNA, 2933 nt
Organism: Anopheles gambiae (African malaria mosquito)
Lineage: Eukaryota; Metazoa; Arthropoda; Insecta; Diptera; Culicidae
Product: cytochrome P450 4C1
Exons: 5
Coding region: 1269-2792 (507 amino acids)
Molecular function (GO): iron ion binding; monooxygenase activity; oxidoreductase activity, acting on paired donors, with incorporation or reduction of molecular oxygen
Source: RefSeq, a predicted model, not a curated record
AUUUUCAACACUGCUACGGGUGGACGACAUUGCAAGCGCUUCGCUGCAAUUUAGAUCAAUGAUGACGCCCAUUGGUAUCUCUGUUUUGACAUAAACGUAUCUUCAAGGAGUAUUUGGACAAUGUUAAUUGCGCACUUGUUUUUCGAACAACAAUGUGUUACAUUACACUAACGCGCAAAUUUCUUAUACAAGUAAAUCAGUAUAUUAUUUCAAAAUAUAGCUUAAAGAAAAUUUUGCGACAUUUACUAUAUUUCAUAACGCUGGAACAGCUUUUUAAUUACCUAAAUGGUCAAAAUAAAUUUUCACAAGCUUUCCUUUCACGUAAGUCUUUUUUCAGCAACUUCAAUCAUACCAAGUUAAAUAUUGCCUUCUAAUGCAGUUUUUAUUAAUUUCCUACUUUAGUAUAAAUCUUGCGCAGAGCAGAGCAAGUAUCACAACGAUCAUCGUUGUUGCGCGGCUGUUGUACGCUUCAAUUUCACUUGAAACGGCACAGUACAUGCUUUACUGGUUAUCUGCGCAAGGAUCAUAGUGUCGAGCGUGUGCCACAAACAAGUGCGCGUAAUAAUGCGUACGGUAUGCGUAUCGCAAACAGGGUUUGCGUCAUCUGUCGUGUUGACAUGAAAGUCAACGCACUUUGGAACGUAGCGUGCUAUUUUGUUGACAAACAACAGAGAGUGGGAACCUCAGGAGGAGCAUAGCCACACAAUUGUUCGACAAUGAUUCUUUUUUAACCAAGAUAAUGACAGUCGGGUAAUAUGGUACAUUUGGCGUUAUUGAAAUGUAAAUUAUACUAGGUGAUUUUAAUUGAUUAUCAAUAAAAUAAGUCUUUUAUGGCAAAAACAUUUUAUGCACCAAAGAUAGACUCAAACUACCAGAUGUUCAAGAACAUUAAAUGCAGCAAUCAAAGUACCACCCAGUUCUAUAAGCCAUCUAUCAGCACUUGAUUUUAAGCACUUAGUGACCCGAGAGUAAAGUUUUUCUGCACGCACCUGCACAUGCACUUUUUACAUUAGCUUUUUUGCAUUAGCAUUAGCCCUAGUCCCACCCGACGAAAGGUUCCUUUCAUUUUUUGAAGUCUAUAAAUUAAGGUUCGUCACUGUCCACACGCGUCAGUUCUUUGUACACCUUAGAAAAGGGUGUCCAAUACAAGUAGUGUCGUAUCGCACGUUAAUUUUUACCACCUUCCAAGUAGUGCAUCAAGGCUCUGUCGGACGUAAUUGUGUUUUGAAUUGAUUCAGGUUCAAUGGCAGGCUCGAGUGUUUGACAUAAUGAUGACGAUCCAGUUAGUGCUCAUGUACGUUGUUUUAUCGUUGGCGUUAGCCACCCUCCUCUGCCUACGAUGGAAGCGACGGAAGCUGUACGCAGCGGCAGCCACAAUGGAUGGACCACCGUGUGUGCCGUUCCUCGGGCAUGCCUAUCUUCUUUUUGGCAAGCAAACUGGAGAACACAUUAUUGAAGUAUUCGACAAAUACGCACCGCGGUACAACUCUCCAAUUGGAAUAUGGAUGGGACCGAAGCUUAUUGUCGCUAUCAAAGACAAUCCCGAAUAUUUCCAAAAGGUUAUGAACUCACCCCAUCUGUUGAGCAAAAUGGAUCAGUAUAACUUUUUCCGAGCGGAGAACGGUCUCCUUACCGCUCCAGAACAUGUGUGGAAAACCGAACGCAAGCUGCUCAAUCGUUCGUUCAGCCCAAUGAUGCUGUCCAGCUUUGUGGAUAUUUUCAACAAGAAGGAUUUGGUAUUGGUGGAAAAUCUUCGGAAAUUUGUUGGAGCUGGAGUGUUUAACUCACAAUUAUACAUCUCCAAGUGUACCAUCGAUGCGCUAUUUGAAAAUGCUUUUGGCAGAGAUAUUGGCACUCAAGCACACGACGGACACGAUGAAUAUCUACAGUGCUUGGACACGUUUCUUUCGCUCGUGUUCAAGCGAGUUCUUCAUGUAGAACGCUAUCUAGAAUGCAUCUAUCGCCUUACGAAAGAUUAUGCAACCGAAUCGAGCUGCGUAAACAUCAUCAGAAACAUGUCACUCGAUCUGAUGAAAGAAGUGAAAGAAAAUGCACACCAAGCUCAACAGCAACCCGUGGAAGAAGCGUACGGAGGCAAGCCGGCUCUGAAUUUUGCUCACAGUCUAUCCAGCUUGGCAAAGCACAAUCCAUCCCUAACGGAAGACCACAUCAAAGAUCAUAUCGAUACGAUGAUCAUGGCUGGGCACGAUACUACUGCCACCACAAUUGCAAACCUGCUACUAAUGUUGGCGAUGCAUCCCGAGGUGCAGGAAAUGGUGUACCAGGAGGUGAUGAGCGUGUGUCCAGACAAAUCAAAACCUGUGACAAUGGAAGAUGCCAACAAUCUCGCGUACACGGAGAUGGUGUGCAAAGAAACGAUGCGUCUGUUCCCUGUAGCACCAGUCAUUGGAAGGAAGUGCGCUGCGGAUGUUAAGCUGGAUGACAAACAUACCAUACCGGCGGGCUGCUGUGUAGCGCUCGGUAUCUAUCAGAUACAUCGAGACCCGAUGAUCUGGGGACCCGAGCCGGGAAAGUUCAAUCCCGAUCACUUCCUGCCGGAAAGGGUAGCUGAGCGACAUCCGUACGCGUAUCUACCGUUCAGUGGAGGACCUCGGAACUGUAUCGGUAUCCGGUAUGCCUGGUUAUCAAUGAAGAUUAUGAUUGCCCAUCUAGUGCGGAACUAUCGCUUCAAGACGCCGCUCGUGAUGGAGGACUUAGUUUUGAAGUUUGCAAUCGUGCUCAGAAUCACGAAUGGGUGUUUCGUAUCGAUUGAAGAUCGUCCCUCUAGCUAAUAGUGAAACAUCAAAGAUAUAGGGAAUAAAACGCAACAAACAUUACACUGGACAACUCGCUUUGAACCAUGUGUGUACAACGCACAGUCAAGUGGUAAGAAAGUGCACUGCUCACACAAGGAAACUUGUGCAACUGCUAAA